Molecule: messenger RNA, 822 nt
Organism: Lathyrus sativus (Indian pea)
Lineage: Eukaryota; Viridiplantae; Streptophyta; Magnoliopsida; Fabales; Fabaceae
Source: the annotation of a GenBank genome assembly
AUGGCUAGAAGCAGAGAACAACUUCAUCCAUCACUCAGCAAACUAAACUAUAACAGAAAAGGAAAAAUCAUUCACAAGAAAGCCAUGACAACAAGCACCCAUGUUUCUCUCUUCCUUAGCUUUGCAUUCCUCUUCUAUGCGGUUGCAGGAGGUAAGGUGACAUUCACGAAUCGGUGUCAGUAUACAGUAUGGCCAGGAACUUUAACCGGCGACCAAAAACCACAACUAUCAUCAACAGGUUUCGAGUUAGGACCCGGUGCAAUCACCUCAUUGAACCUUCCAUCUCCUUGGUCAGGUCGGUUUUGGGGCCGAACCGGAUGCUCCUUCAACAACGGAAAGUUCAUUUGUGCCACCGCUGAUUGCGCAUCUGGUCAAGUGGGGUGCAACGGCGCCGGUGCAAUUCCACCCGCAACAUUGGUAGAAUUAACAGUAGCAUCAAAUGGGGGACAAGAUUUCUACGAUGUGAGCAAUGUUGAUGGGUUCAACGUGCCCAUGUCUGUAACGCCACAAGGUGGGAGUGGUGACUGCAAAACCUCCAGUUGUCCAGCGAACAUCAAUCUUGUUUGUCCUUCAGACCUUCAAGUGAGAGGUUCUGAUGGGAGUGUGAUUGCUUGUAAAAGUGCUUGUUUAGCUUUCAACAAGGAUCAAUAUUGUUGCCGUGGAGCUUUCAAUACCGAACAAACAUGUCCACCCACAAACUAUUCUACUGUUUUCAAGAACCAGUGUCCGCUUGCCUAUAGCUAUGCUUACGAUGAUAAGACCAGCACCUUCACCUGCUCUUCAACACCCGACUAUGCCAUCACUUUCUGUCCAUCCACUUGA